This is a messenger RNA of Nicotiana tabacum (common tobacco), 2923 nucleotides long. Its product is annotated as U-box domain-containing protein 3-like. Gene Ontology annotation, biological process: protein ubiquitination. Gene Ontology annotation, molecular function: ubiquitin-protein transferase activity; protein binding. Lineage: Eukaryota; Viridiplantae; Streptophyta; Magnoliopsida; Solanales; Solanaceae. The record is from RefSeq and is a predicted model, not a curated record.
UUCCUAUUUCCCCAUAUUUUAAUCCAUUAAUCACAUUUCUCCCUCCAUUAAUUAGUAUAAUAAAUUUUCACAGCAUCACCAAACAAAUCUGCAGCUAUAAAGGGCCCCACCAAUUUAACAUUGUUUUCUUUUCUUCCCUUUGGCUUCUUCUCUCUACAAUGAAGCACUGCAAAAAGGGUUGGCAAGAAUUGUUGGAGAAAAAGGAGUCAUUUGAUUCUUGAGCUUUAUUCUAUGCUCUACCCAUUUGAAUACUCAUGUUGAGAUUUUUUCCCUUUUGAAACACCAUUGUUUCUUCAAGAUCUGAUUUUUUUUUUUCUCGCACCAUCUAUGCUCCAGGACAGGUUAAUGGAGUUGACAUCUGUAAGGUGCCUUAUAAACAGUAUCUCUCGAUUCAUUCAUCUUGUGACGUGUCUAACAUCAAAGACUAUGCCUGGUCAAAAGAGUUAUAAAAAUAUUGCGACUUUGUUGAAGCUUUUAAAACCGGUACUUGAUGAUAUUGCUCAACAAAAAGCUCCUUCAGAUGAAACCAUAUCAAGGCAGUGUGAAGAACUGGACAUAGCCAUUAAUGAAGCUAGAGAAUUACUGGAAGAAUGGUCUCCUAAGAAGAGCAAGAUUCUCUGGGUUUUGCGGAGCGAGCCACAAUUGCUGAAAAUCCAGAGCAUUGCACUCAAGAUAUCUCACAUUUUAAGUAAAUUAGUAGAAUCAUCACCACCCACUUUGAGUCUUUCUGAAAUUCAGCACUUCAUACAGGAACUUCAAAAUUGCGAAGUGGGGAAAAUAUCAAAACACAUAAACAUGGCUCUUGAAGGAGGAAAGGUUCUUCGCUCUGAAAGUCUGACAGAAAUCAUUCACUCCCUUAAUUUGGCAUCUCACGAAGAACUGUUGAAUGAAUGUAUUGCAUUAGAGAAGGAGAGAAUGAAGGCUAAAGAUAAUAAAACAAGAGGAGAUUUGGAUAAGAUCACCGUUUCCAUUGACCUCUUCUCUCAUAUUCGUGAUUGUAUGCUUGAACUUGACACCUUCAAGGCCAUAGAUGGUAUUAAGAUCCCUCCUUAUUUCCGGUGUCCUUUGUCUCUGGAACUGAUGGUGAAUCCAGUCAUUAUUGCUUCAGGCCAAACUUAUGAUCAGACUUCCAUUCAAAAAUGGCUGGAUCAUGGACUAACUACAUGCCCCAAAACCCUCCAAGCGCUCGCACAUUCAAAUCUUAUCCCAAACUACACUGUUAAGGCUCUGAUAGAAAAUUGGUGUGAGGAAAACAAGGUGAGGCUGGAUGACGGGAAUUUUGAGUCCACUCAUGAUGGAAUCUCAUCAAAAUCUGGACACCUUAUUGACAUGGACAACGUGCGAGGUUCUUCAGAAACUAGCAAUUCAACAUCAAGACUCUGUCUUCAAGGUGGACAAGCUUUUGAAAGUCAGAAGAUUGAUUGCACUUCUGAAAUAAGUGAAGAAGAAUUAAGUGCAUGCCGUAUCAGGGAGGCUGAAAAAUCUGGCCACACAUCCCCAGGGAUUUCCUAUAACCACAGCAGGAGCGAAUCAGUAUCAAGUGCUGUUUCCAGUAUUGAUUAUCUUCCCUCGGCAUCAACUGAUGUCUCCAGGAUAUCAAGCAAACAUGAUAAUGUGAGUGAUACAUCUGGAGAGGUACAAUGUGAUUACCGCGUUUCUUCUCCGUGUAACAAGAGUGUUGGGAAUUCUCCUAAUUUAUCUGCAAGGCAAUAUCACAGCUCCAAAACAAUGGGUGGGAUGGCUGUGAAUGGACUCCACAACCAUGCUAGACAACUUUCUUUACCAACAAAAUCAAUGUCUGAUGAUCUGACCACGAGUUCCCAUGUUGAAAAGCUUAUUAGAGACUUGGAUAGUCAUUCAACUGAGGUGCAAACGACAGCUGCAGCAGAAUUGCGGUUUCUGGCAAAGCACAACAUGGAAAACCGAGCUAUUAUAGGCCGCUGUGGGGCUAUUGCUCCACUCAUCUCUUUGCUACACUCUGUUGUGAAGCUAACUCAAGAGCAUGCUGUCACAGCACUACUAAACUUGUCAAUAAAUGAAGACAUCAAGGCCAUUAUUGCAGAACAAGGGGCGCUUGAACCCCUUAUCCAUGUCCUGAGAACAGGAAAUGCUGGAGCAAAAGAGAAUGCUGCGGCAGCUCUUUUUAGUCUGUCUCUUUUGGAAGAGUACAGGAAAAAGAUUGGGCGUUCUGGAGCAGUUAAAGCCUUGGUUGAUCUUCUUGGUUCGGGUACCAUCAGAGGGAAGAAAGAUGCUGCUACAGCAUUAUUUAACCUGUCAAUAUUUCAUGAAAAUAAGGCUCGCAUUGUUCAGGCUGGAGCUGUGAAGCAUCUCAUUAGGUUGUUGGACCCUUCAAAUGAAUUGGUCGAUAAGGCUGUUGCUCUUCUUGCAAAUUUGUCUACCAUUGCAGAGGGCUGCUUAGCUAUUGCCCGAGAAGGAGGUAUACCAUCACUAGUCGAGAUUGUUGAAACCGGAUCUCAGAGGGGAAAGGAAAAUGCUGCCGCAAUACUGCUGCAACUGUGUCUCAACAGUCCCAAGUAUUGUCGAUUAGUGUUGCAAGAAGGUGCUGUUCCACCACUUGUUGCAUUGUCUCAGUCGGGCUCCCCAAGAGCAAAGGAGAAGGCACAACAACUUCUCAGUCAUUUCCGCAGCCAGCGUGAAGGAGCCACGGGGAGGGGGAAGUCAUGAUGUAGAAGUAUUCAUGCUGGUUUGCCACUGGGUUCAAUAUUUAUAGAGUCAUCGUUUUCUUCAGGAGCAAUAUUUUUUAAAUCAUCUGUAGUUUCCCCAUUCUUGUUUGUUUUACCAUUAGGAAGUAGUUUGCUACUGGUUAGGAAUUUGAUAUGUAAAUGGUAGUAGAUUCUUGUGUUAUAGCCUUCACGAUUGGCAUCAACUGCUAAUAAGGUUUUGUCCCUAUGGUUGCUUUUUU